This is a messenger RNA of Parnassius apollo (apollo), 453 nucleotides long. NCBI's taxonomy places the organism in Eukaryota, Metazoa, Arthropoda, Insecta, Lepidoptera, Papilionidae. The record is from the annotation of a GenBank genome assembly.
AUGGUAUGGUCCAUAAUAAGCAGCAAAGGCAUUGGUCGUCUAUACAUUGUGGAGGGAACGAUGCGGCAGGAUCAAUAUAUCCAGGUCCUUGAGACAAAAAUGCUGCCCCAGGUCCAGGAGUGGUUUCCGAACGGCGAAUUUACGUUCAUGCAUGACUCUGCUCCUUGCCACAAAGCAAAAAAGGUCACGAAAUUUUUAAAUGCCCAGAAAGUAAAAGUUCUUGACUGGCCUGGGAAUUCGCCGGACCUCAAUCCCAUAGAGAACCUCUGGGAGUUGAUGAAACGAGAAAUUUCCAGAGAACUCAUCACUAAUAAACGCCAACUGAUCGAGCGUUUGAUAGAUGUUUGGCACCGGAGUGAAUCAAUUAAGAUAAACUGCUCAAAAUGUAUCGAAAGUAUGCCCAGGAGAAUUCAGGCGGUUAUAGAAGCAAAAGGCGGUGUCACUAAAUAUUGA